CGAAAUUUUCCGGAGGAAUAGCAAUGGCGGAAUCUUCGAAUCUCCAGUUGAUAGCGAGAGAGAUACUUGUGAGUGAAAGCUAUGAAGAACUAGCGAUGAUCGUCGAUAAUCUCUUUAAGCGUCAAGACUCUCAGCAAUAUAAAACAUCUCGAGCUCUGUACGAUUUCUGCGUCUCUUGUAACCCAGGUUGCUUAACCCUAAAGCUUCUUAAGCUCUAUCAAUCUUCUUCUAAUGGCGUUCUCAGAUUCCGAUCAAUCUAUCAACUCUCCGAAACUCUCACCGAUUUGAGAAAUCGCCAACUCUCUCUCGACUCUCUUUAUGAAAUCAAAGGGGUUUUGAUUUCAUGCUUGACAAUGGAAGAAACCAAAGAAUCUGACUUCAAGAUCCUUAGAAAAAUCGUGUCUUGUGUAGCUUACAAUGUUGUGGACUUGCAUAAAGACAAAUGGGACGAGCUUGGUGAUUGUAUCUUGACGUUAGUGAAUAGCAAAGAACCUGUUAAGGCUUUUCAUGUGUUCAUUGAUUUGCCACCAGUCUACAAGAGUUUCAUUGAUAAGUUCUUGCACAAAAUCUUAGAGGAAGCUAGUAAUGUCUUUCUUGAUCCUUAUAGUGUUGAAGAUUGGAGCUUGGCUUUACAAGUUUUUGUUAAGAUGUGGAUUCAGCUUGUGGAUACAGGGAUGAUGUUGGUGUUAUUAGAGGCGUUAAUGGGGAUUCGGGUUUCCUCUGUUGUGAAUUCAGUAAAGAAGCUAGUUAAGAAGGAUAAAGAAGAGUUUUUGGUACAAGGGCUUGAAGAUUUCGAGAGGUUCUUCUCACGAGAGAUGAAUCUGUAUAAGUACACUAAGGAUCAAUGCCAUUUUGUGUUGGAUUUAAUGAUCAAGAUCAAAGGAUUCGGGACACAUUUGACUAAGGAUAUUGUGAGAAAGAUCAUAAUGUUGGUUACAGAACCGGACAAUCAUGCCAUCAAACCACAGGAUGAUGAUCUUCAGAAUCGUAGGGAAGAGUUUGAACGUGGCUGGUAUGAUCAUUUGAAGAGUUUAUCUUCACUGGAAGUGUUAAAGAUCUUUGCUUCCACUGAUCUUGAAGAAAGGUCCAGAGAGAUGGCAAUCAGACGACUCAAUUGUUUACUAUCUGAUAACACUACAGAGAAGGUGGAAAUAGACAUUGCAGAGAUGAGAGAACUCCAACCAUUGAUUAUCUCUUGCUUAAAGGAAGAAGGAAUCUCUUUCAGUAUGUUCAAAGUCCUAGGUGAGGUGGUGAACCAUGUUGCUUAUGAGAUUUUGGUCUGUCAAGAGGAGACAUGGUACGAUCUACGCGAUUAUAUAGCAUCGAGUACAACAGAGUUUCAGAGAGCGGUUUAUAUCUUCCAAUGCUUAUUAAUGAAGUUUGAUGAUAAAAAGUUUUUGUAUCCUGUGAUGGAUAACCUUUACCAAGAGAUAAUCGAAAGGCUAGCCCCACCAGGAGAGGUGUUGGUAGACAACAGUUGCUGGGUUUUUGCGUUUACGGGUGCUUUCUGUGCAGCAAUUCACUUGAUAGAGGACCCAGGUUACGCUAACGCCGUUAGUGAGAUUGCAUAUAAGAUGAUAGAUUCUGUGAAAGAGAUUGUGGAAAGAGGAAUGGAAGUUGGGCUUGUGAGGAGAGCUUUCAGAGAUGUUGAAAUCAUUGUGAAGGAACAAUUGGAAUGGUACAGUACAAGCGAAUACAAAUUCGUUAAGGGUUUGCUUUGGAAACUCUAUGCAAUCAAAGGCAUGAAAUGGCAAAGUAAGAUUGUGUUGUGGAGAAUCAACGUGAUUAUCGAUAGAGACGUGGAAGAAGAGGAGAAAGAGCGGCCACAGAACGACCUUCAUUGGCUGAACCUUGCUGCUGCUGAUGAGGAGGUUAAAUAGAAAACUAGCUCCUUUGGUGUGUAGUCUGAAAUUGUGCAGAACCUUUUUUGAUGAAAUUGUGCAGAGUCUAGUUUUUUGGUGUAUAGGUUGCAUUGGAGAAGAAAAUAGUAAAGAAAGAGAUAUAUAGAGUUAGUUGUUGAAACACUUGUAAAAAAGCUUCCCAUUUUUCUCUUCAAUAAACCCUUUUAUCUUUA
Molecule: messenger RNA, 2074 nt
Organism: Arabidopsis arenosa
Lineage: Eukaryota; Viridiplantae; Streptophyta; Magnoliopsida; Brassicales; Brassicaceae
Source: the annotation of a GenBank genome assembly